Aegilops tauschii subsp. strangulata is the source of this 1693-nucleotide messenger RNA. RefSeq lists its product as uncharacterized. Lineage: Eukaryota; Viridiplantae; Streptophyta; Magnoliopsida; Poales; Poaceae. The record is from RefSeq and is a predicted model, not a curated record.
CACAAUUCGGAUGUUGCUGGACUGUUCUGACGGAUAUUUUGGUGGACACGUCAAUUAUCUCCCGCGUUGAAUGCAUGGGCAUAUGUGCUAGUAGUUAAAAUAUCUCUAAAUUUACUGAACACUUGUAUUUUUUUUAUUUUUUACAAAGAAAGUCAUUGAUGCGCUAAGAAACGCACUACAAUAUGUUGGAGAAUAUCAGCUCACCAUGGGUUCUCAGUUGUCACCGUGACCUUUGAGAUUCCGCGCGGCCUUACAAGGGAAAGCAGAGGAUACGAUUCGCUUGUUGCCCGACAGACAAUGUUGGGCGGCAAAAUCUAGUGGCAAGCCCACGGAUGCUGCGUCCGGCCAUUCCAUUCCCUCCAAGAAAUCAGCCUAGGGAGAGUGGAAGUUGUUGCAUCGAGGUGGUCCAAGAUGGCGGACACCAGCGGUGCCCCGAGCGACGGCGCGCCGAUCACCAUGAAGCUCCUGGUGGACUCGAGGCCGCCGCGGCCGCGCGUGGUGUUCGCCGAGGCCGGCAAGGACGCCGUCGACUUCCUCUUCUCUCUCCUCACCCUGCCGGCCGGCACGGCGGUGAGGCUGCUGGGGAAGGAGUCCAUGUCCAUGGCGGGCAGCGUCGGUAACCUCUACGCCAGCGUGGAGCGGCUCGAGGGCAGCUACCUCCGGCCCGGCUUCGCCAAGGACGCCCUCCUCUGCCCCGCCGUGCGGGCGAGCCCCCUCCUCCGCCUGCCGCCGCCGCCGGCCCCGGCCCCGAGGACCUUCUUCACCUGCGGCCCCAGCAACAACCCCUUCAACUACGCAGCCUGCCGCGGGUACGUGUCCGACGCCAGGGGCGCCCGGUGCCCGUCCUGCGGGAGCGAGAUGGCGACCGAGAACCAGUACGUGCCGCCGCCGCCGCCAGCGCCGGCCCGGCCGGAGCAGAGCGCCGCCACGGUGACGACGGGGUUCGUGCAGGGCGCCGUGACGUACACGGUGACGGACGACCUGGCCGUCGCGCCCAUGUCGGCCAUCUCCAGCAUCGCGCGGCUAGGCGCCCUCGCCGCCGUCGGGGGCCUCGCCGCGCUCCAGGAGAGGACCGUGCAGCUCGGGUACAAGGAGGGUCUGGAGAUCGUCAAGGCCUCGCUGCGGUCCAAGACUGUCCUCACGGACGUCUUCCUCUGCACCGGCGGCAAGAAGCCUCCUCCGUCGUCCAAGAACGGCAACGGCGGCACAAGAUACGAGUGUCUCGCCUGGCGUGUUUGAGCUUGAAGCCUUCCCUGACCUGCGUGCAGCUUCAUCUAUGGUACAAUUCUGCAGCGAAUAGAGCAGUGGAUGAUUGUAAAGACAAAAUGCAUAACUUCCCCACUUAUCAUAAGGGGAAUUUUUUUUUUGUGUGGAAUCAGGGGAUUUAUUUUCCCAAAAAUACAGUAUAUAAUGCUUGAUAUAUCUAUCAUAGCUUGCCACCGAACUAAUUAAGUUUUUGAACGGUGUAAAAGUUUUCAGAAAUCCCGAAAAAAAUACUGAAACAACACACCUAUAAUAUAGCAUGAUCCAACGGAGCGAUUGAAAAAAAAUAACUUAUGAAAUGAAAAUUUAUAACAUGGUGUGAAAUAGUUAAAAAAUAGAUGAUUAAUUAAAAUUUUGAAUAUUUCCGGAUGGUCUGGAAUAAUUAAAGUUGUUGUGAAAUGUCUGUGGUUUUUUUAUUAAAAUUCGCCAA